AUGGCCCCGCAGCCGCCACCUGCGGCCCCGUCGCCCUCCCCUAGCGGCCUUGUCACCGCUCAGCCGCCCAGCGACCAAGCCACCGAGCAGCCCAGCAGCCAAGCCCCCCUGCCGCCGAGCCGCCGAGCAGCCGAGCCGCCCUACCGCCGAGCCGCCCAGCAGCCGAGCCGCCCAGUAGCCGAGCCGCCCUGCCGCCGAGCCGCCCAGCAGCCGAGCCGCCCUGCCGCCGAGCCGCCGAGCCGCCCAGCAGCCGAGCCGCCCUGCCACCGAGCCGCCGAGCCGCCGAGCCGCCCUACUAUCGAGCCGCUGCUGUUCCUACCGGUACUCCCCGGCCCUCCUUCCUCGGACUGGGACCACUUCCUCUCAGUUUGCCCCACCACUCUCACCGUUGACCUCCUCGAGAAGGGCCUCCUAGCAGCGGAGAAGAGCAUAGUCACUGUAGGAGCCUCUCGUGUGCUGCGGCCGACCUUGUUGGUUUCGAGUCGGUCGGCGCUGCGUCUGCCCCUAGCGGGAGACGCCGCACCGGCAAGGGCAAGGGGGGCAAGGGCGCUGGAGGGGCUGGCGGGGGUGGUGGAGGUGGUGGUGGAAGCAGUGGAGGGGGUGGGGGUGGUGGUGGGAGUGGUGGCGGGGGUGGAGGUGUUGGUGGCAGCAGUGGAGGCGGAGGAGGCGGCGGCGGAGGCGGAGGGAGCGGAGGCGGCGGAGGUGGUGGAGGCGGCGGAGGCAGCGGAGGUGGCGGAGGCGGCGGCGGCAGCAGUGGACCUGGUCGCAGCUCUGCGCAGAGGAGUGGCUCCGGUGGAGCGCGGUGGGGGUAUGGGUCCCUGCACCUACGUUCUCCGCACCGGCGACCGCGCUGGUGAGCAGUGCGGGGGCCCGCACUCCACCCAGCGCUGCUUCGGCCGCCUGACGGACGCGUGGCGUCACCAGUUCCCUGACGCCUCUGAGAUCCCUCUCUGGGGAGAGUUGUCUAGGGCGGGGGAUGCUAUCUUUGAUCUUGACUUUGAUGCUAUUCUUGCUGCCAUGUAUGCUGCUGCUGAUAGUGUUGAGGGUGACUGUUACGUGUGUGUUCUGCCUGACCCGGGCAUUGAGACUGCUGCUCUAGGUGAUGGUGAGGCUGCUGCUCUAGGUGCUAGCGCGUCUGCUGCCCCAGGUGCUGGUGAGUCUGCCCUCUCAGGUACCACGUUGGCUCAGGCCUUACACACCUUCACCCUUGACUCGGGUGCUUCCCACUCCUUCUUUUGA
This is a messenger RNA of Closterium sp. NIES-65, 1239 nucleotides long. NCBI's taxonomy places the organism in Eukaryota, Viridiplantae, Streptophyta, Zygnematophyceae, Desmidiales, Closteriaceae. The record is from the annotation of a GenBank genome assembly.